GCGCCAAGCCUGACUUCCUCCGCCCGCAGGCCGACGAGAUCGAGAAGAUCCUCUGCCACAAGUUCAUGCGGUUCAUGAUGAUGAGAGCCGAGAACUUCUUCAUCCUGCGCAGGAAGGCCGUGGAGGGCUACGACAUCAGCUUCCUGAUCACGAACUUCCACACGGAGCAGAUGUACAAGCACAAGCUGGUGGACUUCGUGAUACACUUCAUGGAGGAGAUUGACAAGGAGAUCAGCGAGAUGAAGCUGUCUGUCAACGCCAGGGCUCGCAUCGUGGCGGAGGAGUUCCUCAAGAACUUUUAGACCAUGGUGCUGGACUCCACGGCUUCACGUUCUCAUUCUCUCCUGCGUCUCUGCACAGCCGCCCUGCCAGGCUGGGGGGCCGCAGCCUGGGCCUUGCUCUCGGGAAGAGAGAUGAGAAGCAGCCAGAUCUUAUGGAGCUGUCCAGUGGAAUGUACAUUGCAUUCUCCAUCGUCCCCGGGGAAGGGAGGGAGGAGUUAAUAUUUGAAGCAAACCGUGCUUGUUUGAGACCGUGUCGACUCCAUGUUCUUUUUUAAAUGACUAAUCAUUUGCUGUAAUGUCUCCGAUUCUCCUAGCGGUGGGGGCGCGGGGUUGGAGGGGAGCUUUGGCUGCUAUGGCGCUGGACAGCACGAGUGAUGCGCGUCUCCUGCCCCGUGGCCGGCAGCUGCCAGCCGCCCUGCCAGCGUCCAGCAGGGCCCCUCUGCAAAGGGGGGUGCCCGCUAGCUGCCAAAUGUGGCUCCUUGCCCCUAGUGCUCGGGCCGCAGCUAGGACGCGCCUGGUGCCAUCCGCGGGGGUUUGGCCCAGCAGCAGAGGGGCCUGCUUUGCUCUCGGGGCAGGACUGCAGCUCUCUCGGGCUGGGGCUGGGCCCUCCACCUCCCUGCUCCUGGGCAGUGCCUGCUCCAGUCUGCCUGUUCCCUGCGGGGGCGGAGUGGGGAAGGCUGCAGCUUGUCUGCCCUGCUGGAGCUGGGGGUCCGGGCACAGCGGCUGUGGCAGCUGCUGUGCCUGGGCACCCCGGUCGGCAGGCAGGCAGCCCCCUCUCCUUCAACCCACCCCCAGGAACAGGGCAUUCCCGGCGCAGCACUUCGUCUCGCCGCUGGCCUUCACCUCCGCUCCCUCUGCCUGUGGUGGAGGGAGCCGGGGCUCUGCCCAGAGCAGGGCCUCCCCUGACGGAGCUGGAAUCUGUAACUCUUGGUUCUUUUGCUUUUGCACUUGCUGUAACUUUUCUUACUCUGAAACCUUCCCUAUUAAAGCCUUUUUUCAUGCC
Molecule: messenger RNA, 1284 nt
Organism: Alligator sinensis (Chinese alligator)
Lineage: Eukaryota; Metazoa; Chordata; Crocodylia; Alligatoridae
Gene: ARPC4
Product: actin related protein 2/3 complex subunit 4
Exons: 3
Coding region: 66-302 (78 amino acids)
Biological process (GO): Arp2/3 complex-mediated actin nucleation; actin filament polymerization
Cellular component (GO): Arp2/3 protein complex; actin cytoskeleton
Molecular function (GO): actin filament binding
Source: RefSeq, a predicted model, not a curated record